Penicillium maclennaniae is the source of this 951-nucleotide messenger RNA. RefSeq names its product Rab geranylgeranyltransferase subunit beta BET2. NCBI's taxonomy places the organism in Eukaryota, Fungi, Ascomycota, Eurotiomycetes, Eurotiales, Aspergillaceae. The record is from RefSeq and is a predicted model, not a curated record. Gene Ontology annotation, cellular component: Rab-protein geranylgeranyltransferase complex. Gene Ontology annotation, molecular function: Rab geranylgeranyltransferase activity. The transcript has 5 exons. Gene Ontology annotation, biological process: protein geranylgeranylation. The coding region runs from base 1 to 951 and encodes 316 amino acids.
AUGUCCCUGGUAUCUGGUCCCGGCCGGGCCGGAGGCACCGACCAGGAGCUGCACACCCUCAAGCAUGUGGCUUACAUCAAAAACCUAGACACUCGGAAAGAUGAGCUGGAGUACUGGCUUACGGAGCACUUGCGGCUCAAUGGUGUCUACUGGGGCUUGACAGCCUUGCAUCUUCUGGGUCACCCCAGUGCUCUACCCCGGGAUGAAACGAUUGACUUUGUGCUUUCCUGCCAACGAGACAAUGGAGGCUUUGUCCAGAUUCUGGCUACUGUAGACGCGGUCGAUGAGCUGGAAAAGAGAGGCCUCGGGGGUAAGCAAAAGGUUGGAGCUUUCAUUGCCAGCUUGCAGAACCGGGAAGAUGGUUCCUUCAUGGGAGACUCAUGGGGCGAGACAGACACCCGGUUCCUGUACGGAGCCCUCAAUGCGCUAUCCUUACUAGGCCUGUUAGACCUGGUUGAUGUUUCCAAAGCAGUUACCUAUAUUCAAAAUUGUGAAAACUUUGAUGGAGGCUAUGGCAUCUGCCCUGGCGCUGAGUCUCAUGCCGGCCAAGUGUUCACUUGUGUUGGAGCUUUGACCAUUGCUGGACGCCUGGACUUGGUCAACAAGGACCGUCUGGGAGCCUGGCUCAGCGAGCGUCAAGUUGACAAUGGCGGCUUCAACGGUAGACCAGAGAAACUUGUCGACGCAUGCUACACCUGGUGGGUUGGUUCGGCUCUAGCGAUGAUCGACCGACUUCACUGGAUCGAUGGCAAGAAGCUUGCUUCUUUUGUUCUGCAGUGUCAGGACCCUGAAGCUGGUGGUUUUGCGGACCGUCCUGGGAAUAUGGUUGAUGUGUACCACACCCACUUCGGUAUCGCAGGCUUGAGCCUUUUAGGCUUUGAAGGACUGCAAGAAGUAGAUCCUGUCUAUUGUAUGCCCAAGUCUGUGACAGCUCGCUGUCUUAAGAAGUAA